Messenger RNA from Cinclus cinclus, 822 nucleotides. RefSeq names its product secretagogin, EF-hand calcium binding protein (gene SCGN). Gene Ontology annotation, cellular component: terminal bouton; dendrite; cytosol. The coding region runs from base 1 to 822 and encodes 273 amino acids. Gene Ontology annotation, biological process: regulation of presynaptic cytosolic calcium ion concentration; regulation of long-term synaptic potentiation. NCBI's taxonomy places the organism in Eukaryota, Metazoa, Chordata, Aves, Passeriformes, Cinclidae. The transcript has 11 exons. The record is from RefSeq and is a predicted model, not a curated record. Gene Ontology annotation, molecular function: calcium ion binding.
AUGGAGAGCGGCGCCGACGGGCGCCUGGAUGCCGCCGCCUUCCUCGGGGCCUGGCGGCGCUUCGACACCGACGACAAUGGCUAUAUAGAAGGGAAGGAGUUUGACGAUUUUUUUCAUCAUCUCCUGGAGAAACUGGGACCAGAAAGCACCAUCACAGAAGAAGAAGUACAGAGGAUGAAGGAGCAAUUCAUGUCUGUCUACGAUGUCACCACAGAUGGACGCUUGCAAAUCCAGGAGCUUGCAAAUAUGAUCUUGCCGGAUGAUGAGAAUUUUCUACUGCUUUUCCGACGGGAAACUCCCUUGGACAACAGCGUGGAAUUCAUGCGGAUCUGGCGCAGUUAUGAUGCUGACAGCAGUGGAUUUAUUUCAGCUGGUGAACUCAAAGAUUUCCUGCGAGAUCUCUUUUUGCAGCAUAACAAGAUGGUUGCUGAAGUAAAGCUGGAAGAAUACACUGAUACUAUGAUGAAAAUCUUUGACAAAAACAAAGAUGGACGACUGGACCUGAAUGACCUGGCAAGGAUUCUGGCACUUCAGGAAAAUUUCCUUCUACAAUUUAAGAUGGAUGCUUGCAGCCAAGAGGAAAGGAGGCGAGAUUUUGAGAAGAUCUUUGCACACUACGAUGUUAGUAAAACAGGAGCACUUGAAGGCCCAGAAGUGGAUGGGUUUGUCAAAGACAUGAUGGAACUGGUCAAGCCCAGCAUUAGCGGGGUGGACCUGGACAAGUUCCGCCAGAUCCUGCUCAACCACUGCGAUGUGAACAAGGAUGGGAAAAUUCAGAAAUCUGAACUUGCUUUGUGUCUCGGGCUGAAAAUUAACCCAUAG